Molecule: messenger RNA, 729 nt
Organism: Notodromas monacha
Lineage: Eukaryota; Metazoa; Arthropoda; Ostracoda; Podocopida; Cyprididae
Source: the annotation of a GenBank genome assembly
GCAGGAAAGUGAGAAUCCCGUACUGGUGCGCGAGUCAAUCGUUACGGGAUGUCGGCCCAACGUGGCUCUUGAGUGGAACGAUAAAUCGAGGUGAGGUGUUCGAGACGGCCGGAACACUGGAUUAUGGCCAGUGGAAUGUUCGGAACCAGACCGAAAGAGCAUACGAAUGCGCAAUUUGUAGGCGGGCUGAUGGAUCUGAUACCACCUGUAGGAAACAGGCCUGCGCUGGGCUUCACGAAAAGUCAGAAUGCGGAGGGAGCUAGAGAAGAGGAUCUGAUCCCUGGCAUGCCGACGAAAACUCCUGUGUCAAUCCUACAGGAACUUUGUGUCAAGAGACAAAUUACUCCGAAGUAUGAUCUGGUUCAGAUUGAGGGAUCUGUGCAUGAGCCUACUUUCAAGUAUAGGGUUACUGUCAGUGACCAUGUUGAGCAUGGAACUGGGCAGAGCAAAAAGAAAGCGAAACAUGCUGCUGCAAAAGCUGUGCUUGACAAGCUAAUAGGAAGCUCGCAGCUAAUGAAAAAUGGAGAGGUUGAAGAAUCAGGAGAAGUAAACCCGAAGCUGCAGUUACCGUAUGAAGAUGGCAUCCCAGGCAACCCUGUGGGUUGGCUGCAAGAGUUUUGCAUGGCUAACCGACUUCCGCCUCCGAUUUACAAAUUGGCCAAAGAAGAUGGUCUUCCUCAUGAGCGCCUCUUCACCAUCGACUGCGUCAUAGGGAAAAACAGGGCUUCU